Debaryomyces tyrocola is the source of this 528-nucleotide messenger RNA. The record is from the annotation of a GenBank genome assembly. Lineage: Eukaryota; Fungi; Ascomycota; Pichiomycetes; Serinales; Debaryomycetaceae.
AUGAGAGAAUUGUACAUUAAAUCAGGUAAGGGAUUCUUGUUGGUGUAUUCUGUGACCGACGAAAACUCGUUGAAAGAGUUGUUGGCGUUGAGAGAACAGGUAUUGCGUAUCAAGGAUUCUGAUAACGUGCCAAUGGUAUUAAUUGGUAACAAAUGUGAUUUAAAUGACGAUAGAGAAUUAAGUAUAGAUGAUGGUAUAAAAGUUUCACAGGAUUGGGGUCUUGUGCCAUUUUAUGAAACCAGUGCCAUGUAUAAGACAAACGUCGACGAGGCAUUCGUCGACGUUGUAAGACAAAUUAUGAGAAAAGAUGCAGCUACCAGCGCAGAAAAGAAACAACAGAAGGAAUUGCAAAAGCAGAGCGAGGUGACGGCGGAUGAAGCAGGUGAUAAUAACGUGGUCGCCGCUGAUGCUACAAACGCUACUUCUAAGAAUAAAAACCUGUCUAAAAAAACCCGUUCUAAUCAAGUCAAAAAAGACGCCUCCAAUCCUGAUUCCAAGAACAAGUCCAAAUGCUGUGUUAUAAUGUGA